Molecule: messenger RNA, 386 nt
Organism: Saprolegnia parasitica CBS 223.65
Lineage: Eukaryota; Oomycota; Saprolegniomycetes; Saprolegniales; Saprolegniaceae
Exons: 1
Coding region: 1-318 (105 amino acids)
Source: RefSeq, a predicted model, not a curated record
AUGGCGACGACGAAGACGACAACCCCUAUCACACCCGACGCGGGCGAGCGUCCCGUGCAGCCGACGGUAACGGCGACCCCGGUGCAACGCAGCGCUCUGCGGCCGGGCGUCGCUGCCGUCGGUGGGUACAAUCGCGACGACGUGUUUGUGUGGGUGCCGCCCGCCGAGGACCCGCGCCUCGCCGCCGAGUGGCGUGGCAUCGUCGCUGCAAAAAUCAAGCUCGUCGAGCGGUUCGAGUUUGGGGGCAAGAUUCUACACGAGUACAUUGACGAGCUCAAAGAGGAGCUCCACGGCGUGCGUAGCGUCAUGUUUCCUUGAUUUGAUUCGCCAAAAGUAGCCGUAUUUCCGUUCUGUGAUUUCACCACAUACAUUUCGUCACUAUCGCC